Messenger RNA from Leptopilina heterotoma, 2235 nucleotides. Its product is annotated as bleomycin hydrolase. The record is from RefSeq and is a predicted model, not a curated record. Gene Ontology annotation, molecular function: cysteine-type aminopeptidase activity. Gene Ontology annotation, biological process: proteolysis; L-homocysteine catabolic process; response to toxic substance. Lineage: Eukaryota; Metazoa; Arthropoda; Insecta; Hymenoptera; Figitidae. Bases 10 to 1518 code for a protein of 502 amino acids. The transcript is spliced from 4 exons. Gene Ontology annotation, cellular component: cytoplasm.
AUUCUCCUGAUGUUAAUGCAACACAUGCGCAGUUGUGUUCAGGUCAUUCGUUGGAGUCAUCUCAGUCAUCUGGAGCACGGCUUUCACUUGGGUUUUGGAGUCGUUCACAUACGCUCACUUCACCACCAUUUUCCUCGAUUUAACAAAAUGAGUUGCAGCGGCGCUCUAUCGGAAGACUAUUUGCAGAAACUUUAUAAAGAGUUUUACAAUGAUCCAAGAAAUAUUGCCGCGCAGAAUGUCUGCACAAAAGUAAAUCCAUCUGAGGCUUGCAUAUCGAGGCAAGUCGUUCAAAAUAGUAAUCAUGUGUUCACCUAUAAAAUUGAUCCCGAAGGGAAGCCAAUUACUGAGCAAAAAAGUUCUGGACGUUGUUGGCUAUUUGCAUUUUUAAAUGUUGUGAGAUCGCCGUUUAUGAAGAAAUACAGUUUGGAGGAAUUUGAAUUCAGCCAAUCCUAUCUUUUCUUCUGGGAUAAGAUCGAGCGUUGCAACUAUUUUCUGCAAAACGUUGUCGAAACUGCAAAACGUGGCGAGGAAGUUGGCGGAAGAUUAGUGUCAUUUUUAUUGAACAACGAUUUAUUGAUCGAUGGCGGUCAAUGGCACAUGAUAGUGAACAUAGUCAAAAAGUACGGUGUCGUACCAAAGUCAUGUUUCCCAGAAUCGACAACAAGUGAAGCGAGUGCACGUCUCAAUGGAAUGUUAAAGACAAAACUUCGUGAAUUUGCAAAAGUAUUGCGAACAUUAAUGGAAAAUAAGGCAUCAGACAAGGAGGUGCAAGAAAAAAUUCGCGAGCAAAUGGCAAUUAUUUAUAAAUUAGUUGGCAUUUGCCUUGGAAUUCCAUCGGAAACAAUAACAUGGGACUAUUAUACAACCUCAAAGGUGUUCAAUAGUACUGGACCAAUAACGCCACUUGAAUUUUAUGAGAAAUAUGUGAAACCAUGUUUUGAUGUUGACGAGAAGGUUUGCCUUGUUACUGACCCAAGACCAUCAAAUCCAUUUGAAAAACUUUAUACAUUGGAUUGUUUGGGUAAUGUUUGGGGAGGCGGUCGCGUUUUAUAUAAUAAUCAAACUCCCGAAUUGCUUAUUAAAUUAUGUGUUGAUAGUAUAAAGAACAAUGAGCCCGUUUGGUUUGGAUGUGAAGUUUCCAAGCGUUAUGCCUCAAAACAGGGACUCAACGAUUUAAAGGCUCAUAAUUACGAGGCACUUCUUGGAACCGAUUUGCAAAUAACACUUUCGAAAGCUGAUAGACUGCUUUAUGGGGAUUCGAUGAUGACUCAUGCCAUGGUCUUUACCGGAGCAAGCGUAGACAAGGAAGAAAAACCAACGAAAUUCCGCAUUGAAAAUUCCUGGGGUAAAGAUUACGGCGAAAAGGGCUAUCAACUUUGUACAAUUGACUGGUUUAAAGAAUUUGUUUUUGAAGUUGUUGUAGAUAAAAAAUUCGUACCUGAAAAUGUUCUCGAAGUUUUCAAACAGGAACCCAUUGUAUUGCCAGCAUGGGAUCCAAUGGGAACUCUCGCUCAGUAAAAGAAUGUAACAAGUAUUUCGAACGCCAUGUUGAUUUAAAUAAGACAGACACAUUUUUUUAGAAAAAAAUAUCAAGCUAUCAUCCGUCUAUUCAAAACAAAACGAACAAAUUACAUUUUUCGUAAUUUGACCCCACAAACACACGCUCACUGUUUUUUAUAUAAUUCUGAAACAAAAAUAUAAAAAUCAAUUUUGAUAUUAAUUCUUUUCUAUAUAAACAUUUAUAUAGCUUGCAAAAAAAAUCAAUUAAUCAUAAUCCUUUAAUUAUUAAUUCCAAUAUUCCGUUCAUAUCGACUCGAACAAUUUUUACCAUUAAGAAUAUUAUAUACAAGAAAUUUUUUAUUAAAUACUUGUAAGCAAAUAAACAUAAACUCAAAGAGAUAUCAAUUACAAAAAAAAAAAAAUCGUGCCAUCAUAAUGCAUGAAACUUGAUUAAUUUUAUCAUUAAAUGAUCAUUAUUUUAAUGGUCGUGACACAAUAAUCGCGAUUCAUUCAUUAAUGUUAAUUAAUAAUUAUCGUAAUUAACUUCAUAGUGUUAAUUAAAAUUAAUUAACAUUAAAGAUUGAUUGUCAAUUAAAUCACUCAUUAUUAAUCAUUAAUGAUAAUUGCAUUUAUUUGGAUGACUAUAGACGAUAACCAAGUAAAGGAAAAUCCAUUGCCAUGAAUAGUGUACUUUUAUGAAAAAUCUUUGAUUAUAAUAAAAGAAUUUUCUUUAAA